CUAACAGCGACGUUCAACGUUAAUGUUGUUCUCGGGAACCCCAACUUCGCGCUCUGCGUCUGCUACAAGAGCCUCCGCCUUGCGCUCCUCUUCGACAACCUCGUCAUCUGCUCCUCCACCGCCGCCCAGACCGACACCCCGGCCCGAGCCCGGUACGCGGUCUUUCACAUACGGUUCCCCGACGGCGUCGUUAGAUAA
Messenger RNA from Sphenostylis stenocarpa, 198 nucleotides. The record is from the annotation of a GenBank genome assembly. Lineage: Eukaryota; Viridiplantae; Streptophyta; Magnoliopsida; Fabales; Fabaceae.